UGCCUCAUUUCAGAAGCUGUCAGUUUUUCGCCAGUAGGUUGAAUGUAAGGGUUGUGCUUGAAUAUAAAUAAGAGAAUCUACAUAGGCACAGUUCAAAAUUUACUUUUUACUUCAAUUAAAUUCCAAAUUCGUACCGUCUCCGUUUUUCUCAGAUACAGAGUACCCAUUUGGGCAUUAUAGAUUCCAGCAAUUAUUCACGGAGGAACUUCCCAUUCAAUCUGAUUUCAAACCUGAUUCUUUUGGCUGCUGUUCUAUUCAAGAAAGUACCAGGACAGGCCACACCCCCAACCCAUUGAACCAGUAAUAGAUCCGGCGAUAAUGGCUGGUCACCAUAGUUCGUACUAUGGGUACUUCACCCCCGGGGUGUAUGAUUACCCGGUGACCCACAGUGCCGCAUCCACGCGGAGUGCCUAUAACUGGGAACCGAUCUUGGCCAGUAGCUACUCUUCCAAUUGGUGUAAUGUUCCGGUGGAGAAUUCGGUCACCUAUGUAGCCGCACCGCUGGGUGGCGUCAUCAACUACGUGACAGAUGUGGAAUCCCACCUGGCUCUGCCCACCAGCCACACUUUGGCCACAAAUCAGAUCUACACGACCCUGCCGCAGAUUCAGGAGACGACCUCUUAUCCGCUUCAGUCACUGCCGGUUCAGAACUUCCGUCAGAUGCAUGAGGGGAACCAUGUGUUUGAAGUUCAACCCAACGGCUUUCGCCUGGCCCUUCCUUCAUUGGACGAGGUGGAAUCGGAGUCUGAAUCGGAUCGGACGAUACGCAACUCCACCGUGAUCACGGAGAUCACCGAGGGGUCCGGAUCUAAGGCAAUGCAGGCUAAGGUGAUCCCUAAGCGAAAGAAGCGGACCCAAAAGCGGGUGUACAAGGCCAAACAGGGUUAUUUGGUCGAGGAACCCAGCAGCGAAUUAUCAGAUGAGGAAGGGACAGGGGCUGCUCCCUAGGAAGUUCUAAACAAUUCCAGGACAUAGAUAUCCUUCAAGUACAUUCAAAGUCGAUCUAACUAUUACUACAUGUCGAGAUGUAUUCAUACAUAUAGUGGAUAUAGUGUAAAAACUGUUCAAAUUCGAUUUGUCCUUGCAAUUUGAAAGUAAUCCAAAUAUAUAUAGAUUUUUUAGAGA
Drosophila kikkawai is the source of this 1125-nucleotide messenger RNA. RefSeq lists its product as uncharacterized. Lineage: Eukaryota; Metazoa; Arthropoda; Insecta; Diptera; Drosophilidae. The record is from RefSeq and is a predicted model, not a curated record.